CCUGCAGAGUUUCACUGACAGGAACCAGAAUCUGGAUCUACAGAACCUGCAGGUUGGGACGAAAUAAAGGUGAUUCCCGCUCAGCGUUUCCACACCAACAGGCUUCAGUCUUUUGCAUCUUAUUUUCCUUUGUAAAUAAUAUGGACGAUGCAAAUUUCAGCUCCCGCUACAUCAGGACGUGUUCAGUUGGUUCUGUGGGUCUCGGAUCAGAAUCCAGUUUUAGGGAAACGUAUGCAAAUCCAUGGAAACGUUGAGCAGGUCUGCAGAGAGCCGCUGUGUCAGAGAGGAGCGUCGGGCUGCAGCUGUGAGGAAGUCAUGAUGGAGUGAAGACUGAAGCUGGAACCAAACACAGCUGCUCCCCGUUCUCCAGCCGCUCCCGUUCUCCUGAAGCUCCGCCUCCAUCCAGCGGCUCGGUCAUGAAUCCGUACGGAGACGAUGUGUCUGGGUUUUCUGGCGGUCCGGUUCCGUACUCGGCCUCUAACCCCAGUUACUCCGUGGAUCCGUUGGUUCCUCCGUUCGUCCAGACGGGUCGCAGCACUCUGCCCCCCCCAGUUGCUCAUUUACCCCCCGCCCUCAUUGGCCCCGCCCUCCCUGGCCCCGCCCCCAGCUCCAUACUGCCGCUGCCGGCCUUCAGCCCCACCGGUAACCCGUAUGCCCCCACCGGCCUCCAGCCGCCCCAGCUCUCCGUCCCGGACCUCCAGCCGCCCCGAGACGAGUCGGGUCCGGACUUGGAGUGCGCCAUCUGCUUCAGCGAGUUCAACAACGUCUUCCGCUGCCCCAAGAUGCUGAACUGUAAGCACACCUUCUGCCUGGAGUGCCUGGCGCGUAUGAACGUCAAGUCUCUGGAGCCCGGCGCCAUCCAGUGCCCGCUGUGCCGCGGCCUGACCCCGCUGCCCCCCCUCGGCCUGCCCAAGCUGGCCACCGACUCGGACGUCCUGUCCUACCUGCCGGCCGCCAUGCAGAGGGUCUACAGCAUCCGCUUCAUCCGCAACAAGGGGAAGCUGCAGGUCAAAAGGUCCUCUGACGGGCCGGGCCGGUUGGGUCGGCCGGGCCGCCGGUCCGUGACCUCUCUCAGGUCGGUGAACCGGACUCUGGACGUGGGGCGUCCCAGCCCGACCUCCAGGGACAGCAGGGGGGAGGCGGGCGGUUUGGGCGGCGCCCUGUUCCGCCUGACGGGCCGACCCGUCUGCCGGGCCUUCCUCCUCACCGCGGUGGUGAUGAUGAUGGUCCUCCUCACCGGAAUCAUCAUCUACCUCAUCAGCAAAUGACUGACCUGACAUCACUUCCUGUCUGCUGGGAGGAAGAAAACUGAAAUAUUUUAUUUUAAACCCUGGAGUCUGAGCGGAGCGGGACGCAGCGGACCUUCAUCUUCCUCAUUUGGGUCAAAACGAACUUCUGGUUCAUGAUGAUGAUGAUGAUGAUGAUGGUGAUGCUUCACAUGUGGAAGGAUUUUAAAGGAAGAGCUGUUGCAGUAAAUCUCAUCACUUCCUGUUUUUUAUGUAAAGGGUUCAGGGAACAGGAUAAGGUCGAUCCCGGGUCAGAAUCCGGUUGAUCAGAACCGGGUCAGUCGGUCCAGUUUCCUCCCAGGUGAAUCUAGAGGUACCAAACAUUAAACCCACUGAUCUGCUUCCACUUCAUCACUUCAGGAUCAGAUCAGCUUGGAUCACGUUUUCACUUUCACCUCACUUUGUUCUGCUGUUUCAGGUGGUUCUGUUCUGGUACCGGUUCUGUUCUGGUACCGGUUCUGCUCUGGCUCCGGUUCUGUUUCUAAAUAUAAACUGUUUUCUCCCUCCUGACGCAGCUGCAGAUUUUAAUCUAAUCUUGUUGACAGAUUCAUGCAAACGAUCCGGCUCCGGCGGUUCUGCUGCUCCGUUCAGACAGAGGGCUACACAGAACCAGCGGCCGGAUCCGGUCCAGUCCGACCCGUUCUGGUGGGUUCACCUCGGUGGCAGAAAUUUGCCUGGACGUUAAAACCAUCAAUGCUUCCCUUCACAGAAAGUUUCCACAGCAGCUCUGAGUUUUAUUUCCAUAAAUACUCAGCAGAGGAAACGGGUCGGUUCUCUGGGUUUGGUUCUGACGGAAUGUUUUUAUCUGGACGGGUCUUUACAUGAACCCACUGUUUGGACUCUGGGUGGUACUUUGGGUCAUUCAAACCGACCCAGUUUGAUCCGAACUUUAAAUGGACCCAACAGAACCAGAACCUUUCCAGAUGAACUGCUUUGAAUAUGAAACUUGAGCUGAAAUCUGAAGCGGUUCUGAAACGUGAUCCGUCCAGAUCGGUUCUGUCCGGUCCGGUUUUAUGUCCCGUCUCACUGUGCAAUGAAUUAUAAUAAUAAUGUUUUAUAUUUUUAUAACCUUUUAUAUUUCGCACUGUCACACUUUGU
Molecule: messenger RNA, 2384 nt
Organism: Xiphophorus maculatus (southern platyfish)
Lineage: Eukaryota; Metazoa; Chordata; Actinopteri; Cyprinodontiformes; Poeciliidae
Product: E3 ubiquitin-protein ligase RNF152-like
Exons: 4
Coding region: 417-1268 (283 amino acids)
Biological process (GO): protein ubiquitination
Molecular function (GO): ubiquitin protein ligase activity
Source: RefSeq, a predicted model, not a curated record